This is a messenger RNA of Pseudonaja textilis, 1157 nucleotides long. NCBI's taxonomy places the organism in Eukaryota, Metazoa, Chordata, Lepidosauria, Squamata, Elapidae. The record is from RefSeq and is a predicted model, not a curated record.
CCGUCUCUCGGCGCAGGAGGCCAUCAUGGACGGGACGGAGAUCGCCGUGUCCCCACGCAGCCUCCACAGCGAGCUGAUGUGCCCCAUCUGCCUGGACAUGCUGAAGCACACCAUGACCACCAAGGAGUGCCUGCACCGCUUCUGCUCCGACUGUAUCGUCACCGCCCUGCGCAGUGGGAACAAGGAGUGCCCCACCUGCCGGAAGAAGCUGGUCUCCAAGCGCUCCCUGCGCCCUGAUCCCAAUUUCGACGCCCUCAUCUCCAAAAUCUACCCCAGCCGCGACGAGUACGAAGCCCACCAGGACAGAGUGUUGGCCAAGCUCAACCGGCUCCACAACCAGCAGGCCCUGCGCAGCAGCAUGGAGGAAGGGCUCAAGAUGCAGGCCAUGAACCGGGGGCAGCGGGUCCGGAAGCACCCACAGGAGUCGGACAACACCACCUUCAGCGGGGCGGAGGACAACUGCGACAGCCGGUCCCACCUCAGCAACGCUUCGGCCCCCAGCCAGCCGGAGGCCGGUCCCAGCUGCAAGCGAUCGCGGGCCUCGGACGAGUCGUGUGCCGAGCCCGAGACUUCCCACGAGGGCGGGCGGGGCAGCCCCGAUCCCGGGACCGAAGCCAGCAGCAGCGAGAUCGAGCUGGUUUUCAGGCCUCACCCCAUCCUGGUGGAGAAGGGGGGAUACUCCCAGACCAGGUACGUCAAGACCACCGCCAACGCCACGGUGGACCACCUGUCCAAAUACCUGGCCCUGCGCAUCGCCCUGGAGGAGGCCCCUGGCCCGGGCCCCGAAACCGCCCCCCUGGAGGACGUGAGCGAGAAGCAAUACACGAUCUACAUCACCACGGCCGGAGGGGCCUUCACGACGCUCAACGGCUCGGCGACGCUGGAGCUGGUCAACGAGAAAUACUGGAAACUCAGCAGGCCCCUGGAGCUGUACUACGCCCCCACCAAGGACCAGAAAUAAGCGGGGUGGGGGGGGCCCCCAGCUUGAUGGACAGCAACUGGAGAGGGGGUGGGGGAGGGGCGGUGGGGGAGGGGCAUCACCCCCUCCGGCCUUCAAAGGGCCUCUUCAAGACGAUGCUUCGCUUGUGGGGGGCUGCUCCGCCCCCCUAAACCUUCCCAAGGCCAAUGGGGGAGGAUCAGAGAGGCCCACGCGUUCG